Durio zibethinus is the source of this 2020-nucleotide messenger RNA. RefSeq lists its product as uncharacterized. The record is from RefSeq and is a predicted model, not a curated record. Lineage: Eukaryota; Viridiplantae; Streptophyta; Magnoliopsida; Malvales; Malvaceae.
CAACCGAUUUUCGUCAUCAACAUUCAACAGUUGUUGACCCACCCCCCACCGGUUCACGUCAGAAAACAAGAAAUUAGAGAAACUCUCAUCUAUCUCAUUGACCGAUAUGCCCCAUAACCUGUUCUCCUGGGAAAAAUGGGUCAGAAAUACUAUUCGGGUUAAUAUGGUAAUUUUGUGGACAACUUAAGUUCUGUUCUGUCCCUGAGGACAUCACUGUUUUAUUUCAAUUCUACUUUUUUUAUUUUUAUUCGUAUAAAUUAAGAAUAAACAAAGGCCAAUUUUGUCAUUACACAGAAUUUUAAAGCGAGGGAAAGAGAAAAUGGAAAGGAUCAACGUCAUUGAAGUACAUUUCUACCCCAACCACCUACCUCUAGAGCGGCUAUGAUCAGGGCACAGUCGUCUUUUUGCCUUAAAUUUAAACAAAAUUGAAGAAGGAUUUUUUCGUCAUUUAAUGACUAUAAGAGAGCGGAGUAGAGAGAGAACAGAGGAGAGAGAAAGACAGAGAUAGGGAGAGAGAGAGAGAGAGAGAGAGAGAGAGAGAGAUCAACGGUUCUUUUGUGUGUCCGUUUUUUCAGUUAAGUAUUAUAUGAGGGAGGAAGCAUGGCGUCGGACCAAGAAAUUGCAAGAGGGGUGGAGACCGUGCUACGGCAGUCCGACCCCAACGCUAUCACCACCUUAAACGGUGUCGUUCAGCAGCUGGAAGCCAAGCUAGGGCUCGACCUCUCCCAUAAAGCUGGCUUCAUUAAGGACCAGAUCAACUUCCUCCUCCGCUCCCCCCAAUCCCAGACUCAACUCCCUCCAAAGGACCUUUUUACCCUUCAACAUCAACCACAAUUCUCUUCUCAUCAACACCAACAAUUUCCUCCCCAUUUUGCCCUCCAACAUCACUCACCAUUCCCUUCCCAUGACCUUAACUUCCGCCAGCACCCUCCGCAGCCUCAGCCGCAACCGCAUGCUCCACUUAUGGCUCAACAACCCCCGCUGGUUCAGCCCCAAUUGCAGCCUCAACAGCAACAGCUGCAGCCGCAGUCGAAUGUUACGCAAACUGAAGUCUUCUCCCAAAAUGCCGCCAGUGUUGCCACCACAGAAGUGCCUACAGAAAGUGCUCCAGUUGGUGCCAAAAGAAGAGGUGGACCAGGGGGUUUGAACAAAGUUUGUAGUGUUUCACCAGCACUUCAAGCCAUUGUUGGUGAGCCAGCUUUGCCAAGGACUCAGAUUGUCAAGCAACUGUGGGCAUAUAUAAGGAAGAACAGCCUCCAAGAUCCAAGUAACAAGAGAAAGAUAAUUUGUGAUGAUGCCUUACGAUUGGUGUUUGAGACAGACUGCACUGACAUGUUCAAGAUGAACAAACUGCUAGCAAAACAUAUUACCCCACUUGAGCCUUCAAAGGAGUCAAGUCAAACUAAACGAGUGAAAGUAAAUGUUGAGCGCACAACCGAAAGUGUUGAACCAAGUGCCAACCGUGUAUUAAUAUCUGAAGCACUUGCCAAGUUUUUGGGUGCUGGAGGAAGGGAGAUGCUAGGAACCGAGGCAGAAAGACGUGUCUGGGAGUACAUAAAGGUCAAUCAUUUGGAGGAUCCAAUAAAUCCAAUGGUUGUACAGUGUGAUGCUAAGCUUUGUGAGCUUCUCGGAUGUGAAAGCAUAUCUGUGAUGGGGAUACGUGACACACUGCUGCGUCAUCAUUUAUUUAAGCACUCAUAAGAUCUGGGACAUGGGAUGUCGGUAAUCUGGUUAUCUCUGAUGGUAGAACAGAUAGUGAAGACCUUUAUCUUUUCUACUUGUUCAUUUAUGUUUUUUGCGCAUUGACUUCUUUAGAUGAGAAGCUUUUCACUAGUUGCUUGUUUACGGUCAGAACGAAAAUGUAGCAUGGGCCAAUGGCAAGGAUAUUUUGUAGUUUUGCCAUUAGCCUGGAUCUAAGUGUACUUUUUUACUUUGAUGUAGACCCGUCUUUCCAAUGCUAACCUCAAACUAAACUGAAGGAAGUCUUAAUGGAAAUAUAAGUUGUUUCAACUUCUCAGAA